Molecule: messenger RNA, 2627 nt
Organism: Cyprinus carpio (common carp)
Lineage: Eukaryota; Metazoa; Chordata; Actinopteri; Cypriniformes; Cyprinidae
Product: fukutin-related protein-like
Exons: 2
Coding region: 216-1736 (506 amino acids)
Biological process (GO): protein O-linked glycosylation via mannose
Cellular component (GO): Golgi apparatus
Source: RefSeq, a predicted model, not a curated record
CCAGUCAGUCUCAUUCUUUUUUUUUUUUGUUUGUUUGUUUGUUUGUUUUUUCUCCUGGAUGGCAUCAGUUGACACAGAGGAAGACAUCAGCAGAAACUGAUCUGGUCAAAGAAGAUGCUUCAUCAAAUAUUCAGCUCCCAAACUCUUUCCACUUUGCUUUCUUUUUGGCCAUACCAAAAUGAUAAAGUUCAAGAUUUCAGGAAUUUGGACAGCAGAUGAUGGAGAAACGUCGGGAACAAAGUAAAGGUUUAAAGAAGGCCUCUCGGCCUGGGGCAGGACUGGGAGCUAUGGGUAAUCUGGUAGGUGGAAAUAUGGUUGGAGGUGCCAAAAUGGGAGGCCUUGAGGGCAACAUGCAUGGUCCACGCAUCACAAUCCUUGUUCGUGAAUUUGAAGACUUUGAAAACUAUGUUGGUGAUGUUGCACGCUCCUUUUUCCGCCAGAGACCGGAGUUGCCCUUCCUUGCUGUAGCCGAAAGUCCACCAUACCCUCCUCUGGCUCUUCCAGUGGGAGGUCGCCUCCUGGUAUUGUCACCGAGCCCUGACCAGCCUCCACAAACUCACCGUCCGGAGUUCAAUGUACAGACAGAGUUUGCUUUGUUGGUCCCAGAUGGCAUGGAGCUGGACCACGGCCGACAAAUUGAGCGUCUCAUUCGGGAGCUGGAAGGGGAAGGUGGCGGGCCGGUACGACUUGUUGCUGCCCCUGUGCUGACCCGCUCGGCGGUGCAGUGCCUGCACCUUCGUGUGAAUCUGCGGGAAUGGACUGCGACCUACACCCCUGCGGCCUCAGGGAGCAGCGGUAGCGUCUGCACAGCCCUGCAGGGAGAUGCAGUGGUUCUUAUCCGCACUGAGGACCUCUUCAAUCUCUCAGUUCCCUUAGGGCGCCCCCUCAUGUCUUCCUUGUUUGUCCAAACUUCUCUGCGUGGCUGGAAGGUCAAGCUCCUGGAGGGACUUUCGUUCUCUGCAAGCCAUCGGCCACUAUUUAGCUCAGCGCACAACCAGUGGAAGGCAGACAGUCGCCUGAAAGACUCCACCGAUCACCUCAUGCAUAGCUUCGGCCUAAAGCACGUGGUGCUGCCUGAUGAUCAGCAUCAGUGGUUUGGCUGCAGUAAAGAGACUCCACGAUGUUUCGGCACAGUGCUUGACGACACACCGGAAUACCUCUACAUAGAGCGCUGGACUCCACCUUGCUGCUUGCGUGCCCUCCGAGAGACCACUAAAUAUGUUAUCAAUAUCUUGAAGAGCUCUGGCAUACGUUACUGGCUGGAAGGGGGUUCCUUGUUGGGAGCAGCCCGACACCAGGACAUAAUCCCAUGGGACUACGACGUGGACUUGGGCAUCUACUUGGCGGACGUUCCGAAUUGCGACUACCUAAAGAACCUAGACUCUGGCUCACUGGUGGAUGCUAACGGCUAUGUCUGGGAGCGAGCGGUUGAAGGCGACUUCUACCGUGUGCAGUAUAGUGAAGCCAACCAUUUGCAUGUGGACUUGUGGCCCUUCUACCCUUGCAAUGGCGUUAUGACCAGGGACACUUGGACUGAGCACAAACAAGACGUGGAGUUCCCAGAGCAUUUUUUGCAACCCCUGGUACCAAUGCAGUUUGCCGGCAUCACUGCUUACGGUCCGAACAACCACCGUGCCUUCUUGGAACUCAAGUUUGGGGAAGGAGUUAUUGAGAACCCCCAGUAUCCAAACCCUGCCAAGAAAAGACUGGACAGGAGUCGCACGUUAGUAUCGUAGCAAGCAGUUACUCGAUGUGCCACAAUUAUGCAACACUGUUUUUCUAUUGCAAUAAUAGAAGUAAUACUAUCAGACUGAAGGUUUUGAACUGUAUCGGAUCACAUGAAUGUUAAUAUUUAUUGCCAAUUUUAUUUAUUGUAUGUGUGUGUUGUGGUUUGGGGAGUCACAAGUCUCAAAAGUAGUCUAAACACACUGUAUGUAACAAUGGUAUGAAAAGUUCUAAAUGUAUAAGUAUGUAAUAUUUCACACUGCAUUAUCCAAGAAAAUUACAAAGGUUAAAUCUUUUUUUUGUUAUAGAUGAAUAUUAAUAUAUUGGUUUCAGUAACAAUUAAACACUAAACAAAAGUUAGAAUUUUUAAACUGAUUGCCAGAGAAACAACAGUUUUAAAGAGUCUAUAUCACCAAUUGCAUUAGUGCAUAAUUUACAGUAAGUGCUGGCAUUUAGAAAACUGAUUCAUGUUUGUAGGUCCUCAAGUUAAGCACUUAAUAAACAAGACCGGCAUUAAAACUUGAAAGGACUUAACUGCUUUUCAACUUAGUGGUCUUUAUUAGACCACAAUGAACUUUGUAGAGUGUAGGAUGUUUUUUGUUGAUAUAUGGUGACUGGUGUAUGCUGAUACUGAAAUGUCCUUUUAACAUUUUUUAUUAUUUUUUUGGCAAAUUUUAAAUGGUUUUCCUUUGGAAAUGGAAAUAAAAAUGCCAUUGAAAAGAAGCUACAGUCUUAUGCACAUAUGUGACCCUGGACCACAAAACCAGUCUUAAGUCUCUGGAGUAUAUUUUUAGCAGAAGCCAAAAAACCAUUGUAUGGGUCAAAAUUUUCGAUUUUUCUUUUAUGCCAAAAAUCAUUAGGAUAUUAAGUAAAGAUCUUGUUCCAUGCAGAUAUUUUGUUAA